Molecule: messenger RNA, 378 nt
Organism: Suillus subalutaceus
Lineage: Eukaryota; Fungi; Basidiomycota; Agaricomycetes; Boletales; Suillaceae
Exons: 4
Coding region: 1-378 (125 amino acids)
Source: RefSeq, a predicted model, not a curated record
AUGGCAGGCAAAUCUCUCAAGCGCCCAUGUCCCACCAAGUAUCAGACAGCCAACUCCGAGUCAGACUUGGACACCCAUGCCAACGACAUCAUACCCAGCACACCCUCUGCCAGUGAGGCUCUCCAAGUCAACGCUAACAUGCCCCAGGACGAGACCAAGGCCAAAUGUCCGCGUCUUCGCCGGUGGGCUAGCAUCCAACUAGAAAAGCAGCAGAAGGAAGAUGCACUCAACUUGCAAUGGGCCCGGGAGCGAGCGGAUGCGGAAGAGGAACAACGCCGACGGGAUAACGAAAUUGUUGAGGUGACAGUUGGAUACCUUCGACAACUUAUUGAACACCGUUGGGAUACUGAGAAGUCACUCACUGAGGCCAACCGUUGA